GCAGCCGAAGAUGCAGGCGCCAUGGUUGCUCCUCUUACUAGCGGCAGUCUCGCUGCAAGCAAACGGAGAAGACAACCCCUGCCAAGACUACAUAUCGUUUCCCGACUUGGACAGGAGGGACGUCAAUUAUGAAUUAUCAGUAGGAGAAAAACCCCUGAAUGAUUUUUUCAUUACCAACUCCGGGGUUUGGUUCGGUACGGACGGUUAUGACAUCGUCACCAGUGCCCCACCACAGAAACGAUGCGGCACCGUGUAUCCAGUCUGGAUAAGAGACCCGUUGCCAGAGAACGGCGAGGAGACUACAGUUACGGCAUGUGUACGUAUAGACACAAACACUUGCCAGGUGAGCGAGAACAUCCUUGUUCGGGACUGUGGAAACGUCCGCAUCUACCAGCUGAAGAGUACUAAGGUUGAUCAGUCUGCCUACUGUGUGGGUCUUACUGACCCAACAAAACCGAUUCCAGGCUUCAAAGUCAAGCCAACUGUUCAGGUCGAGGCCGUACUUGUUGGAACAAAAAGUGAAUACAAGUUCCGAUGUUUGUUUUCUCCGUCGACGUCCGAAGUUUUACAUUACCAAGUGCUCUGGUACGCUAAUGUGAAAAUGGUCUACACCUUCACUCCAAGGCAGUGGUCUGAUCAGUUUCUAGAGAAUACAUCUCUCACUGAAGCCAUCCUAAAAGCAAGACGUUUCGAAUCACCAGGAUUUACUGUACAAUGUGCAGUCAAGGCAUCUUAUGGCGUUGGCUUUCCUCCAGGACAGAGUGAAAUGAGCGAUGCAAAAUUUAUUGGCAUUGUGAUCGAAACCCCCUCUGUAAUUGUGAAAGAAGGUGAGGAUGUUAUCGUUCACCUUGGCCUGUCCACACCAUUCGGAUGCGGAACUGAAAAUGAUUGUUCUCUGCUGGUAAACGUCAUGGUGGAGAGUGAGAACAAUGUGUGCGACCCAUCGGCAAUGGUUCAUUCCCAGUGCGGGGUGCGGAUAUGGAAAAGAGACUGGCAACAAUCCCACUCCUUGACGGUAACAGGAAACCCAACUCAAGGGUAUAGCCCUAAAACUGCCGUAUCAAAGCUACGUUUUCGUGUUGCGUCAUAUUUCAUUCCUCAUCCCUUCUGGUCUAUGUAUGACGUUGGCGAAGUAACAGUACAAAUUGUUAAAGACACAAGAAUCUUCAAAAACAAAGUUUGCUACGCAUAUACAGAUCCACAUAUGCAGACUACUGAUGGAAGGAAGUACGAAUUUCAUGAUGAUGGCGUGUUCGUCUUUUAUAAGAACGUGGACCUGAAUUUGGAGGUACAAAUUCAAAUGCUUUCCUGUGGAAGUGGGCAUGUAAGAUGCCCAUGCGGCGUCGCUGUCCGAGCUGGAAGGACCGUAUUCCACAUGAACAGGUGUUACAGAUCAAGCUGGAACAUCAAUUACGUCAUGUGUGAAGAUGGAAAAGACAUUCUCAAAGUACUCAGGAAAGGAACAACAUAUCAGAUUCACUUACCGACUGGAAGUUAUGUGGAGGUAGAACCCAGUGGUAGGUUCUGCAAUGUUCGUCUUUACCCAUCGGAUUCGGAUUUCAAUAAAACACGAGGUUUAUGUGGAACUUUCACCAACAAAUGCGAGGACGACUUUCAGAUGUCGGAUGGAACAUUGUCGACAGCCACAGGCGCUGAAGCAAAUUGUGUGCAGGCACAGUAUCACACACGAAGGUAUUACCACGAUUUUACAGAGUCAUGGAGAGCAAGAACAAAUCUAUUUCAUUACAACCAUCUGGAGAAUUUGGAAUGGUGGACAUCCACAUUCUAUUACUGCCAGUGUGAUAAAGAUGACCUUGUUGGUCAGGAGCCACAUCCAGAAGCCACAUGCUCCCCAGGACCAGGAAAAGUAUGUGUGUACGACCACAGAUUCCGCCCUCCGCCGUCAGCUUCCCGAGAAUGUACAAUAAUGUCAAGGUCGCGCAGAGCUGCUGCGUUCCAGAAUGAGGAGCAAAUCUCAAGAGAAAAACGGUCACCUUCUACCUUCAAUGAACACCCUGAAUAUCCUAGGCCGCUGGCCACGGACACAAAUAUGACCGAAGAGGCGGCGACAUUGUUCUGUGACAAAUUGUUCAACAACACCAAGACGAUACUAGUAUGCACACAUGUUGACGGAAUACAACAGAUUAUCUCGGACAACAAAGAAAACUGUGUUCUUGAUAUCAUGCUCACAGGAACUACUGAUUUUGCACGGGAUGCCCUGGAAUCAGCAAAGAGCCAAUGCUUGCAAGAGGUGGCGCUGAAUUCUUCUUUUCACGAGGACACAACUCCUGGCCUCCCCUCCAUAUUUGACACCCUGCUGGAGAUGACGUGUACAAAUGAAUGCUCAGGAGAGGGUCUAUGUGAAAAUGGUACAUGUGUUUGCAAUGCAAACUUUGGUGGAGAAGACUGCUCUAUCGACAAGUCCAUCCCACCUGUUGUUUACGGAAUGAUUGGAGAAGGAUAUUGUGAUGUGGCAGUUGAAGACUGCAACGAGACAGCAAUCGUGGGGGAUUACUUUGAUGAAUUUGGAAAUAUGAGAUGCCGUAUAACUUUAUUUCAACUUUCGCAUGAUGGGGUUAAAACCGCCCAGGCCACAACCUACACCGAACCAAUAGUGGAAAGUUUCGCAGAGGUUUUCUGCGGUCUUCCUCAACACCGACAUAAGCGGGAUCUGAAUUCCGGCCAUCCCGGAAGUGCUGUUGCAUCCGGGUUUAACGUAGCAGUGUCCAAUUAUGGAGAGGUUUUCAGCAAAGAAAUGGUCGUAAUACUUUUCAACUCCCAGUGCCAAACAUGUGUUAUUAAAGAUGACACAGUACUCUGUACAUUCACAAGCAAAUCGUGUACUGCUGGGGCUGUGUGUGUCGAUCACGGAGCCAGUCACCCGGACAACCCUUGUUAUGUCUGUGAUGCUUCUCUAUCCAUCAGAUCAUGGACGGCGAAAUAUGGACCGGGUUGUCCAGUGUUGGACAAGGAGGAAGAACCACUCUGGAUUAUUGGAGCUGUGUUAGGUGGACUUGUGCUGGCGGCUGCUGUCGUGUGUGCAGUGAUAUGUUAUAGGAAGUUGCGACAACCACAAAAGGUUGCUGCCUCACCUACGAUCUUCGACAAGAAAAUGAAGAAGGAACCUAAAGCCUAGACAUGACUGAAAUCCCACCACACUGACGAAAGUUUUGGAGUCAGUAGAAUUAUCAGAUCCAAACUAAUGCAUAACUCAAACAGAUCAUUCAGUACAGAAAAUGGUCCCUUGUACAAUAACGAAUAGUGGAAUGCCUACAGAUACCAGAAUGGUGAUUUAAAUGUUUAUAUGUUCAUUGCAAGGACUGGACAAACUGAAUUAGCUGCGACAAUAUGACCGUAUGUAUAAUCAGAAAGUAUCACAGAUUGCGUCAGGUACAGGUUUAUGGGGCUGGUGUUCGUGAUCAUGAUUAGAUCGUCACUUGCAUGAUUUGAUUGGAUUGUUUUUUUUAAAGAAAAUGCUAAAGACACCAUGAUGAUGCAUGUAUGCAUAAUCAGAUUGUUUACAAUUAUAUAAAUACUUGUAUUGGGUUCUUUAUUAUGUUGCUAUGUUGUUGUUGGUCUUUUUUGGGUUUUUUUGUGUGUGUUUUUUGGGGGAGACAAACAAUGUACAUGAGGUAUAUAAUCAGUAGUCAGGAUGUACGUGUAUGCUGCUCAUAUAACUAUAAUUAACAAAGGCAGAGAUUGUCAAUUUUAGAGGCAAGGGAAUUUCCCGUGACUUUUUGUCAAGACCUGUUGGAUUGCCUCAACCAUAAACUAGGGCCUUAAGUUUAGUAACGUUGUCAUUUGUGCCGGCUGUGUUUUAAUAUCAUAUAUGGAAUAUAAUAUUGCGUGUGUAUGUGGCAUAUCUGUCCGUAAGAAUUAGACGGGUAAGUCGUGAGAGAGCGACCACCCUUUAUUACUCUAGGGAUAUUACGUGAUCAGACUAUAAGGCGUUGACAUACGCUGAGAGAAAUUUGUUGACAUAACUUGGUUAGAUCGUGCAAACAGUUUGUGGGAAUCCGCAUUAACCAGGGAAUUGGCACAAUAUGGCUGUUAUGUAUGUUUCGCAUUAUAAAUUAGAACGUGUUACCAAAGACUACCUUUUGGUCAUCAUCAGAAACCAUAUGUAGCUACCAUAUGUGGUAAAAUAUCUGAAUAAACAUAUUGAUGCAUAUUUUUUUUCUUAACGCUUAUGCAUGAAGAAAAACUCUGCAUUCAACAUGUGAAGAAAACAUAUUCCUUUUGUUUCGUCAUGGGGCAUUGAUGGUCCGGUCGUUUAUGGCGCCCCAAUUCGCUAUGCAGAGUUGUGUCCCUUCGGCGUGUCAGAAACCUAUGAUGUUAGGUUCGAUUCUCCGUUGGCAUUGGUUAUGUGUCUAGGCUUGCCCGCCCAUACCUUUUGGUUUCCUUCCAGCCGACUCGCCGUCACAUACCUGCCGCCGUCAUAUAGUUGGAAUGUCGCUGAGUGCGGUGUUUAACAACAAACCAAAACAUGUUAUACAGCUGAUACACUGUUCAAAAAGGCGCUAUUUCCAGCAUUCUUGAAGACAAGGAUAACAUGUUAUUGUCAGUCAUGACAAUGGCAUCCCAAUGUAGCUCACCACAUGGUCAGAGGGUCACAAUUGUUUUUUCCAGGAUCGAAUCCUUUUGUCCUUGUGCAUCGACCUGUAUAAAAAUUCAAGUUCUUCUCGGAAACUGGCAAAGCUGAAACCUUUGCAUUGA
Haliotis rufescens (red abalone) is the source of this 4716-nucleotide messenger RNA. Its product is annotated as von Willebrand factor D and EGF domain-containing protein-like. Bases 11 to 3136 code for a protein of 1041 amino acids. NCBI's taxonomy places the organism in Eukaryota, Metazoa, Mollusca, Gastropoda, Lepetellida, Haliotidae. The transcript has 19 exons. The record is from RefSeq and is a predicted model, not a curated record.